Carassius gibelio (silver crucian carp) is the source of this 1607-nucleotide messenger RNA. RefSeq names its product keratin, type I cytoskeletal 13-like. The record is from RefSeq and is a predicted model, not a curated record. Bases 81 to 1592 code for a protein of 503 amino acids. Gene Ontology annotation, molecular function: structural molecule activity. NCBI's taxonomy places the organism in Eukaryota, Metazoa, Chordata, Actinopteri, Cypriniformes, Cyprinidae. The transcript has 9 exons.
GUGCCAUCCUCGUCUGGACAACUCUAAGAGUUUCCUACAGUGUCCUCUCUGGGUUCAUCUCAUCUCUGUAUCCAUCCGUCAUGUCGCUCUCUGUUCGCACGACAUCCUCCAAAGUUCCCAGGACUGUGACCUCAAAGUCCAUUAUCACCAAGAGUCAGGGUGGUGUCUUUCCACAGAAAGCCCAUAGCGUGUAUGGAGGUAGUCUAGGAGGUGGCACCCGCAUCUCCUCCACCUCACUGCAGUCCAGAAUUGGAGGAUAUGGUGGAGGAUACGGUGCAGGAUAUGGUGGAGGAUACGGUGGAGGAUAUGGUGGAGGAUACGGUGCAGGAUAUGGUGGAGGUUAUGGAGGAGGAUUUGUAGCAGGUAUAAUGCCUGGAGGCUGUGUUGUAAACGACUUUCAGCUGAAUGAGAAGGCCACCAUGCAGAACCUGAACGACCGUCUGGCGUCCUACCUGGAGAAGGUGCGCUCACUGGAGGCUGCCAAUGCCAUCCUGGAGAGGCAGAUCCGCGAGUACUAUGAGAAGAAAGGGCCGAUCGCACAGAGGGACUACAGCAACUACUGGAACACCAUCAAGGACCUGAAGGACAAGAUUAAAAAUGCUACCAUCAACAACGCCAACAUCCUCCUGCAGAUCGACAACUCUAAACUGGCUGCUGAUGACUUCAGGCUGAAAUAUGAGCAUGAGGUGGUGAUGCGGCAGUCUGUGGAGGCUGACAUCGCUAACCUGCGCCGCUUGCUGGACCACACAGCCCUGACAAAGACUGACCUGAAGAUGCAGAUCGAGGGUCUGCAGGAUGAGCUGGCAUUUAUGAAGAAGAACCACCAGGAGGAGCUGGCUGCACUGAGGGCACAGCUGACAGGCACAGUGAACGUAGAGGUUGAUGCUGCUCCUCAGCAAGAUCUGAACAAGGUUCUGGAGGAGAUUCGUGCUCAUUACGAGAACAUCAUUCAGAAACACCGCAGGGAACAGGAAGACUGGUUUAAAAACAAGACGGCAGGAUUGAACAAAGAGGUGAUCCACAGCACAGAGAUCAUACAGACGUCCAAGUCACAGGUCACAGAGCUGCGAAACACCUUACAGAGUCUGGAGAUCGAGCUACAGUCUCAGCUCAGCAUGAAAGCAGCACUGGAAAACUCACUGGCAGACACAGAGGCUAGGUACAGUGCUAUGCUAGCAGGCUACCAGAACCAAAUCAACAUGCUGGAAGCCGAGUUGGCUCAGUUGAAAGCUAGCAUUGAGCAACAGGGACGAGAAUACGCCUUGUUGCUGGACAUCAAGACUCGUCUGGAGCAGGAGAUCGCCACCUACAGGAGCCUCCUGGAAAAUCAAGAUAUUAAAACUCAAAUUCCAGGUGGAUUCAUCUCAGGUGGAUCUCAAUCCUCUGGUGGGUCCCACAUUAUCACAUCUGGAGGAUCUCAGUCCUCCGGUGGGUCCCAAAUUAUCACAUCUGGUGGAUCUCAGUCCUCUGGUGGGUCCCACAUUAUCACAUCUGGUGUAUCUCAGUCCUCUGGUGGUACCAAGAUUAUCAAAACUGGAGGACCAACAAUCCAAAUAAAGCAAACCACCUCCACUUCACACCGUACUUACUAAAGGCACAGCAUGUCG